Messenger RNA from Artibeus jamaicensis (Jamaican fruit-eating bat), 1743 nucleotides. Its product is annotated as adhesion G protein-coupled receptor E2-like. Gene Ontology annotation, molecular function: calcium ion binding; G protein-coupled receptor activity. Gene Ontology annotation, biological process: adenylate cyclase-activating G protein-coupled receptor signaling pathway; cell surface receptor signaling pathway. Gene Ontology annotation, cellular component: membrane. NCBI's taxonomy places the organism in Eukaryota, Metazoa, Chordata, Mammalia, Chiroptera, Phyllostomidae. The record is from RefSeq and is a predicted model, not a curated record.
AUGUACUUGCUGGAAGUGGCUUUCAGUUACUUCCUCUGCUACCCACAAGCAAACCGGGCCCUCCUGGUUCUGAUUUCUAGUGCUGUGUAUCUUGCUGGUUCUGUCGGAAGAUUGACCCCAGAACACCAGAGCUGCCUUCUGGGAUUCAUCUCUUCAUCUGGGGAGAUCGUCACCGACCCCUCAGAGACCUGUAAUGAUGUGGACGAGUGCAGCUCUGGGGAGCAUCAGUGUCACAGCUCCAUCUUCUGCAUCAACACUCUGGACUCAUACGUGUGCCACUGCCUCCCAGGCUUGGUGCCCAAACCCAGAUUCCCUAAUAAACAAAGGACUCCCCAGUGUGAAGGAACCUGGCCCACCUGGACCCCUCCCCCUGGAAUCAAGAGCCAGAGUCUGUCCCACUUUUCAAAAGAAGUCCAGAAUCUGGGCAGACACUUCAGGCCUGCUGGGGCCAAGGACACCAUCAAGUAUGUUAUCAAGGCAUUGGAUGAGCUACUGGAAGGGUCUGGGGACCUGGAGGCCCUGACCCUGCCUGACCGGCACCGUGUGGCCACCUACCUGCUGUUGUACCUGGAAGAAGUCCUGAGGACCCUGGCUAAGACCAUACCUGAAUCCCCCUCCACCUACCAUUUCCAUUCAGUCACAGAGCUGUCCCUGAUGAUCCAGGAGCAAGGGAAUGGAACUGUCAUUGGCCAGAAGCAUGCACAGAUGCAGCUAAACUGGGCUGAGGCAGCUGAAGUCAGGGAGCCCAGCCCCACCCUGGCAGUAUUCUCCAGCCACAACAUGCAGAAAUUUCUGGCUAAUGCUACACUGAAGCUGGACCUUGAGAAGAAAGCCCAGCUGGAAAACACACAUGGAGGUUCUGUUGGUGGUGGCCAGCCCAGGCUCCUGUCCGCUGUCAACACGGUCUUUCUGAGCAACAAGAACACGGAGAAACUAGGCUCCCCUGCCAACUUCUACUUCUCCUACUCUGUGAGCGAGCCCUGGUCACGGCAGGAGCUAAUCUGUGCCUUCUGGAAGGGUGACAACGACAGGUGGGCCACCACAGGCUGCUGGAAGGUGGGCAGCAGGAACGGCAGUACCACCUGCCGAUGCAGCCACCUGAGCAGUUUUGCGAUCCUCAUGGCCCACUAUGAUGUGGAGAGUUAUUCCACCCUGAGUGUGAUCACCAAUGUGGGGCUGAGCCUCUCUCUGCUGUGCCUCCUCCUGGUGGCCCUCACCUUCCUGCUGUGCAAAGCCAUCCAGAACACCAGCACCUCCCUCCACCUGCAGCUCUGCAUCUGCCUCUUCCUGGCCCACCUGCUCUUCCUCACGCCCAUCGACAGAACAGAACACAGAGUGCUGUGUGCCAUCAUUGCUGGUGCCUUACACUACCUCUACCUGGUCUCCUUCAUCUGGAUGCUGCUGGAGGGCCUACACCUCUUCCUCACUGCAUGCAACCUGAUGGUGGUCAACUACUCCAGUGUGAGCAGGUUCAUGAAGAAGUUCAUGUUUCCUGUGGGCUAUGGAGUCCUGGCUGUCAUUGUGUCCACUUCUGCCAUAUCCAGGCCUCACCUUUAUGGAACAGCUGCCCACUGCUGGCUAAGCACAACAAAUGGAUUUCUGUGGAGCUUCCUUGCACCCGUGUGAUGACGUCAGAGAAUCUUUAACGUCAAUCUGGCUUCCUUUCUGAUGACGCUCUGCAUUUUGAAAAGCAAACUCUCUUCCCUCAACACUGACGUGUCCACCCUGCAGAAUACAAGGUAA